Molecule: messenger RNA, 381 nt
Organism: Trichoplax adhaerens
Lineage: Eukaryota; Metazoa; Placozoa; Uniplacotomia; Trichoplacea; Trichoplacidae
Exons: 3
Coding region: 1-381 (126 amino acids)
Biological process (GO): isoprenoid biosynthetic process
Cellular component (GO): cytoplasm
Molecular function (GO): ATP binding; mevalonate kinase activity
Source: RefSeq, a predicted model, not a curated record
AUGCUGAGAUCCUGUAUAGUUUCUGCUCCUGGUAAAGUUAUCUUAAAUGGAGAACAUGCCGUCGUAUAUGGCAAAAAUGCCAUUGCCGCUAGCUUGGGUCUCCGUACAAUUGCACAUUUUACCCCCGCCACUGACGAAAACUCGAUUAUCAUAGAACUACCCGAUAUCAGUAUCAAGCGUAAAUGGAGCUGUGACACUAUCGCUGCGGCCCUACAUUUGCCACUAGGAAAUCCAUUAAAUCCAUCACCACCAACUUUUAAGCAAUUGGCAGCCCUUGUUAGCUUAGCUGGAACUCAAGCAGAUACCACAGACAACAAGUCUCUUGCAAUUCUUACAUUUUUAUUCUUAUAUGCGGCUAUUAUUAGAACGUCAGAUGGGUAA